Molecule: messenger RNA, 5254 nt
Organism: Neomonachus schauinslandi (Hawaiian monk seal)
Lineage: Eukaryota; Metazoa; Chordata; Mammalia; Carnivora; Phocidae
Gene: CDC14B
Product: cell division cycle 14B
Exons: 14
Coding region: 1-1497 (498 amino acids)
Biological process (GO): cilium assembly; protein dephosphorylation; microtubule cytoskeleton organization
Cellular component (GO): mitotic spindle; centrosome; nucleolus
Molecular function (GO): protein tyrosine/serine/threonine phosphatase activity; protein serine/threonine phosphatase activity
Source: RefSeq, a predicted model, not a curated record
AUGAAGCGGAAGAGCGAGCGGCGGCCGAGCUGGGCCGCCGCGCCCCCCUGCUCGCGGCGCUGCUCGGCGUCCUCGCAGGGAGUGAAAAAGAGCCGCAGCUCCACGUCGCAGGAACUGCACCGCCUGGACCAGCAUGACGACCUGUACCUGGACAUCACCGAUCGCCUUUGUUUUGCCAUUCUCUACAGCAGACCAAAGAGUUCAUCAAAUGUACAUUAUUUCAGCAUAGAUAAUGAACUUGAAUAUGAGAACUUCUACGCAGAUUUUGGACCACUCAAUCUGGCAAUGGUUUACAGAUAUUGUUGCAAGAUAAAUAAGAAAUUAAAGUCCAUCACAAUGAUGAGGAAGAAAAUUAUUCAUUUUACUGGCUCUGAUCAGAGAAAACAAGCGAAUGCUGCUUUCCUUAUUGGAUGUUAUAUGGUUAUAUAUUUGGGGAGAGCUCCAGAAGAAGCAUAUAGAAUACUAAUGUGUGGAGAUACAUCCUUUAUUCCUUUCAGAGAUGCUGCCUAUGGAAGUUGCAAUUUCUACAUUACACUUCUCGACUGUUUUCAUGCAGUAAAGAAGGCAAUGCAGUAUGACUUCCUUAAUUUCAACUCAUUUAACCUUGAUGAAUAUGAACACUAUGAAAAAGCAGAAAAUGGAGAUUUAAAUUGGAUAAUACCAGACCGAUUUAUUGCCUUCUGUGGACCUCAUUCAAGAACCAGACUUGAAAGUGGGUACCACCAACAUUCUCCAGAGGCUUAUAUUCCAUAUUUUAAGAAUCACAACGUUACUACCAUUAUUCGUCUGAAUAAAAGGAUGUAUGAUGCCAAACGCUUUACGAAGGCUGGUUUCGAUCACUACGAUCUUUUCUUCGCGGAUGGCAGCACCCCUACUGAUGCCAUUGUCAAAGAAUUUCUGGAUAUUUGUGAAAAUGCGGAGGGCACCAUUGCAGUACAUUGUAAAGCUGGCCUUGGACGAACAGGCACUCUGAUAGCUUGCUACAUCAUGAAGCAUUACAGGAUGACAGCAGCUGAGACCAUCGCUUGGGUCAGAAUCUGCAGGCCUGGCUCAGUGAUCGGACCACAGCAACAAUUUUUGGUGAUGAAACAGGCAAGCCUCUGGUUGGACGGUGACUAUUUUCGUCAAAAGUUAAGGGGUCAGGAGAAUGGAAAACACAGAGCAGCUGUCUCAAAACUCCUCUUGGCUGUUGAUGACAUUUCAAUCAAUGGGGUCGAGAAUCAAGACAAGCAAGAACCCGAACUGUACAGUGAUGAUGAUGAAAUCCAUGGAGUGACACAAGGUGAUAGACUACGGGCCCUGAAAAGCAGAAGACAGUCAAAAACAAACGCUAUUCCCCUCACAGUAAUUCUUCAGUCCAGUGUUCAGAGCUGUAAAACAUCUGAACCUAACAUUUCUGGCAGUGCAGGCAUUACUAAAAGAACCACCAGAUCUGCUUCAAGAAAAAGCAGUUUUAAAAGUCCCUCCAUUUCAAGGACUAAAACAGUCUUGCGUUAAGUAAAAACCUGUGACCAGAACUGAAGGAAGACUCUAGGAACAGAAAACUACAGCAGGACUUAGCACAAAUUUAUUUGGAAACAAAACAAAAUUGCAAAAGCCUUAGCUGCUUUCCACCUAAGAAGUUGAUUCAAUGAAGACAAUGUCCACUGGAGUUUAAAUAACUACAUGAGUUUGGGCACAAGCAGUGACUUGAAGAAGGCCCGGCUCUCCUUUGGUAGAAACGUCUCAAGUUUAACGACAAAAAAGCCGUUGUAAGUUUAGUCUCAGGUGUAAAUAUGAAAGCCGUCUGGUGUCGGGAGAGCUGACUCGCUGGUGUGGUGCACGUGUGUCCCUGUGAUGGCAAUCAUUCUAGCUGCUGGCCUUCAGAGGAAGUGAGGAUCUGAUGGAGGUUUUUUACGUAUUUAUUUUCUGUUCACCCUGUGUCGAAAUUUAUAAAGAGAAAACAGGCAUUACUGAAAUGGUACUCUCUGUAAUUUGAUACUAUUUGGUUUAACCAUCUUCACUUUAAUAUUUGUAACGUUGUUGUAACAGUAACUCUGUUAAGUACCCAAGCUGCUUGUCUUCCACCAAAGAGUGCUUUAUUAACAAGAACCUGUGAAAACCCUGUUUGAAGACUGUUGGAUGUUGUGAUACAAAGUGGUACUUUGGCAACCUAAACUGGUAAGACAAUAAGAGUGGUAGCUCUAGAAGACUUGGGAGGGGAAGCUGGCUGCAGAGUUGGAAGAUUGUGGGAAGUCAUUCCUCUUCGUGUCACUGAGGGACUGGAGGAUGCCGAGGCUGCCCACUGUUUGGUUGCCUGGUCAUACAAAUUAAAAUCCUAUUUCCUUCCACACAUGAUUUAAAAACAAAACAAAACAAAACACUGUUGGUGUUUCCCUUGGAAAUAGCCAUCGCAAAUAAUGGUGGCUUUAAAAAAAAAAGGUACUGCUUUAUUAGGGUCUUUCUCUGUAGCAUUGUGGAUUUCUUUUUUUUAUGUGAUCAGCCUAAGACCAUUCACACACCCUUUGAUUUCAGUGACAGUUAUUCGCAUCUGGAUUUCAGUUGUUUGUAAAUAAGAGACUCACUGUUGCCUUUGGUUAGGGAAUACAACUAACUCUUUGCAGAGUGCCUUCACCCCCCACCCUACAGAAACACAGCAGAGUCUGUGAUAUAAAGCAAUCACAAAAAAACCCAAUUUAUUUGCUGCUAAAACAAAAAAAGGGGGGGGGGCCCAAAAUAUAAGAAUAUUUUGCAGUCACUUUGGUUACCUCCAUUAAUAAGAAGUGAAUGGUUUUAGUUAUUGUUAACCAAUUUUUGCCUAUCCUGGUUUGGAGAACGGGUACAAUAUGGAAAGGCUAGAGAAGGCAAAUGCCUUCACAUUACAAGAUGAAUGAGCCAGGUGAGCAGGCAAUUCCAUUUUAAAAAGCCACCUUUUUAACAAAACUAUGAGUGGUAAGAAGCGGUUGGAAUAAACAGAUUAAAGUCUGCUAAUGCAGAAUUCCAGUUAAAGUUACUGGAAGGCCAUGGCUCCAUUUUGAUAUUUGCUCUCUUGGAGUAAAUUAGAAGGUUGACUGGUGGAGAUGGCAGGUGCCACCUUCUUGGUCAGACAAGCGCUCUUCCCCGUCAGGUGUAACGGGUGGGUCGUGCCGGCUUUUAAACACGGGACUAGAUCGCAGAAAAAAAGGUGGUUUUCUAUCCCUGGAAGUGAAGACAUACAAAGACCCACUUCCCCGAUGGGAAGAGCCCUCUUCACUAAGCUCUGGGUGGGAGAAGAAACAUUCCAUCUGCUGUCUAGGAGACAAUACUGAGUAUUCAGACCGUGCCCUUGCAUAAAACAUUGAAUUCUCAGGGCAAUUCUUCUUCCCUUGACAAUUUUAAAGGCCAUCUCCUGCAUAAAUCAUCCAGGUAGUUAUGAAAAUCAAACUUCCAUCUGAACUGUCCCUGGUUUGGCUUUUUAUUACAUCAGAACAAGUUAAAUGUGCUGUCUCCCUCACAGUGAAUAAGCCAUUUGGUGUCUUGGCCAAGAGUGAAAAAUCUGAGCUUCAGUGUUAACCACAGUACUUUUUAUUUUACAAAUUGCCUUUUUGUGUUGGCUGCUCAAGUUUCCAGCUAGCAUUGCUAUUACUGUGGCUCUUUCUAAAAAAUCUUCGUGUUUAACAGGCCCACUGAAAUGAGUCAUAGGAAACUAGUGAUUUGAUAAAGAAGCGUUCCGUGGACCGCACCAGGGAGUUGGGAGGGUGCCUUUCAGGUGGGUUUGAUAGCACACCAGUCAACUUCCUGGGGGCACAUGUAGAAUCCAGGAAGUCUCUGGGUCUGACUGAUGGAAAGCUCUUCCUGCUAUGAAUAAGAGUGGACUCUUUUCUUCCCCAACGGAAACUUCACCACACCCAGAAUCUUCUGAGAUUCUAACUUCCUUGUCCAAGAGAGACCCUGUUGCUAGGGAAUAUGAAAUAGGGCACGUCAGAUGGAGAGAUUCCUUUAAACUUAAGAGCCUUAAAUAGCUUUGAAAGGACACCGAGACGGUUUCCAUUGGGAUUAAAAUUAGAAGUGAAUAUUUUUAGGUGUUCUCGAAGCUUUUGGUGGGGGACUCACGUCCAAAGUCAGAGACAGUCCAAAGGAAGGGUGUCCGCAAAGCUGGGUAUCUAGAAGUAUAGACAGACUUCUGUUUUGUAAUGCUGAAGAAAAACUAGACCCUCUCUUAGCUGUCGGUGCAGAGGGGUAAGACCUGAGCAGUGCCUCACUAAAACAAGCAGCCUUCCUUGUCCGAGUAGCUGCUUCUAGGCGGCACGCUGCUCUUCUGUUCUAACCUUGGCCCCAUUAGCCUGUCACCCACCCACUCCCUCUCGUCCCUCCUCCCCUCUCACAGGGGUGACUUCUACCUCUUUUCUUGGGCCCAGACAUUUUUUAGAGGAGUUCCCAAGUGUUCUCCUGAGGCAAAUGUGCUUGCCUUUGGAGCCUGAUGGCCGGUUCGGCGUACCCCGUGGACCACAGGCGUUCUGGGUGGUGUUGCGCCAAGAGCUCCUGGAGGCUUUCCUUUGCUUGAAUCACCGCCAUUCAUGACAAAUGAGCAAUGCGCUCUUUUGAUGUUUGUUCUAAAAGUAGCUUAACUGUUUCUCUUCAUACAUUUUUAAAAGUAAUUAUUGCAUUUUGGAAAGCAGUGCUCAUCAAAGACAACUUUAAAAACCUAUUUUAAUUCUUUAAUAGUUCUCUCCUGCUAAAACUGUCCUGGUAAGGCUAGCUGCUGCUUUUCCAUUUCUCCUCAAUCUGAGUAUUCCUCGUGUCGCUAAGUGGAAAUACUACAGAUACGUUUAAAAGACUGGACAGUCCACCUAUACUGUGUAGGAAAUUACCUCCUUAACUGCCCAGUAGAAUUAACUGUCAGCAGCAGAUAAGUUCAUCUGAUUAUAGUACUGCAGUUUUAUAUUAAUAAUUUGCAGACUUUUAUCUAACCUGCACUCAUGUACAGAUUAUUAAAAGUUUUAAAAUGUAACUGAUUAAUCAGUAUUUGAUCAAUCAUUGUCUUGAUUUUUUUAUUAAAAUGUAUAUUUCUAAUCAUAUUUUAUAAAAGCCAAGAGAACUGGUUGAAUGAAUGUUUAUUUUCCUGAAGGUAUUUUUAAGAUAAAGCUUCAUAAUGGCCUGUAAACUUUGCAUAUCUAUGUAGUUUGAUAUGUAUUGUUGAGUUUGAAAAUCUUGUGUAUUGUAACUGGUUUUAUACAAAAUAUUAAAUAGUGAAAAUUGUAUAAUUAUAAUCAUAUAAUUAAAAGUAUUAACCAAA